Molecule: messenger RNA, 977 nt
Organism: Gadus morhua (Atlantic cod)
Lineage: Eukaryota; Metazoa; Chordata; Actinopteri; Gadiformes; Gadidae
Gene: frg1
Product: FSHD region gene 1
Exons: 9
Coding region: 81-848 (255 amino acids)
Cellular component (GO): nucleolus; catalytic step 2 spliceosome; striated muscle dense body
Molecular function (GO): actin filament binding
Source: RefSeq, a predicted model, not a curated record
UUUGUGCCUCUACUGGUGCCGUACAUCCCACACCAGUGUUUACGGAUUUCAGCGCCGUGUAACCGUAGAAAGCUAGCACCAUGGCUGACUACUCUCGAGUAAAAAUAACUAAAUUAGUUUUGAAAGGAGCGAGUAAGGGUAAGAAAAAGAAGAAUAAAGAUAAGAAGAAGAAACUGGAAACGGAAGAAGAAAAACCCGACAUAGUUGGGGGUUGGUGGGUUGUCAGUAGCUUUGGAGAAAUGAGUGGAACGGUUGCCAUAGAGAUGCAGCGCAACACGUACAUCCACGCCAUGGAUAAUGGCCUCUUCACACUCGGCGCACCUCACAACGAGGAUGAAGGGCCCGAUCCCCCUGAGCAGUUCACUGCCAUCAAGCUGUCAGACAGUAGGCUGGCCUUCAAGUCGGGCUAUGGCAAGUACUUGGGUAUCACCUCCGAAGGCCUGGUGGUGGGGCGCUCUGAUGCCAUCGGCUCCAGGGAACAAUGGGAACCGGUUUUCGAGGACGGCAGGAUGGCCAUCAUGGCCGCCAACAGCUGCUUCAUUUCCUACAGCGAGGACGGUGACAUCGAAGCCAAGAACAAAGCAGCGGGGGACGGCGAGAUGGUGAAGAUCCGCUCGUGUGCCGAGAAGGAGGUGAAGAAGAAAGACGACCUCGUGGACGAGGACAGGGGCAACGUCAAUUCCUGUGAACUCAGCUAUGUGAAGAAGUUCCAGAGCUUCCAGGACCGUAGGCUGAGGGUGAACGAGGAGGACAACUCCAAUCUGAAGAGGGCCAGGACGGAUGGGAAGUUCCACGAAGAACUGCUAGACAGGCGGAGCAAAAUGAAAGCGGACAGAUACUGCAAGUGAAGCGUUGUCAUUUUAAAAGCUGCUUCUUAAUUAAUUGUUUAUAUGCAUGAUGCUAUUUUAGUUUGACCUUUUUGUAAUAUUUGUUUUGCUAUUUUGAUUGAAAAUUCAAAUAAAAUAAUUUGUAUCCAA